AUGUCGGGGGACAUACGAAGCCUCCAUCAGCAUGUCCGACAAGUGGAGCGGGAGCGCGACGGGUGUAUGAUUGAACUGAACGAUUUGAAGCAAACGUAUCGGACUCUCGUGGUCGAAAUGGAUGCGUUAGAAGGCACCCACCGGCAACUGAAUAGCACGCGAACUGAGCUCGGCAACGCCAACGCUGCACUACGCCAUCAGCAUGUCCGACAAGUGGAGCGGGAGCGCGACGGGUGUAUGAUUGAACUGAACGAUUUGAAGCAAACGUAUCGGACUCUCGUGGUCGAAAUGGAUGCGUUAGAAGGCACCCACCGGCAACUGAAUAGCACGCGAACUGAGCUCGGCAACGCCAACGCUGCACUACGCCAUCAGUUGCAAGAAGUGGUUCGCGAACGAGACGCUGCUGCCCAGCAAGUGACAGACCUCGACAUGCAAGUGCAAGUCAACUUGACUCAAAUCAAGCAACUCACACAGCAACUACAGCAACUCCAAGACAAACAACUGUCCACAGUGCGAUCCCACGAGAUGCUGUCUGGGGCGCUCAGUUCGCAGCAUGCGGUGGCCACUGAACUGGCCCAAGACCGCGUCGAGUCUGCCGCGACCAACUCGUCGUUGAAUCAACGGCUGGCGUCGCUCCAAGCGCAACUGCACAACAGCGUCCACGAUCGGACAGAACUGACCAAUCAAGUGGCACAAUUGGGUCUGGACAAGCAGCGAUUGGAGGCGCUGCUGGCGAGUGUUCGAAGUCAAGUGGCCACUUUGCAAAUGCAGUCGACGCAGCACCAAGAGGAUAAGGCGGCGCUCGUGCACGCGCUGAACCAGGGCGUGGCGUUCUCACCGGCAACGACGAGUCAACGCUUGAGUACUAGUAGCCGCGGUAGUAAUACUAGUCGGAGGAACGCGGGUACUAGUCCUGCCACGAGCGCGGGUUCCCAGACGAUGCAAGAAGCAGAAGAGCGAUGCCGGAGCUUGGAAGCGCGGCUGAGUCGCCAGGAUGCCACGAUUCAAGUACAAUGAAAUUGGCGUUUUUUGGCUGGGAAUUUAGUUAUAUAUAUAUUAUUUGUGGGUGAAUUGUUAGCGUUGAAUGGGUUUUUUGUAUUGUUGUAGCAAUUGGAGCAAUCGCGCAGCAAGUUUCGUAAGUUUGCCGCCAAGUACGAAGUCGAACUGGAACAGAGAGACCAAACGAUUGAAGCAUUACGGUCGUCGUCGAGGACUAGUAGUCCCCAUCACCACGAUGACGAAUCCAAGACAGAUGACAACGCAAGAUGACACACAUCGAUCGAUUUAUCGUUAGAUUCACGGAGCAAUUAACUCAUACUAUAAUAGUAUUAAAAAAGUCGAA
This is a messenger RNA of Aphanomyces astaci, 1342 nucleotides long. RefSeq lists its product as hypothetical. The record is from RefSeq and is a predicted model, not a curated record. The coding region runs from base 1 to 1017 and encodes 338 amino acids. The transcript is spliced from 6 exons. Lineage: Eukaryota; Oomycota; Saprolegniomycetes; Saprolegniales; Verrucalvaceae.